Messenger RNA from Helianthus annuus (common sunflower), 1970 nucleotides. Its product is annotated as calmodulin binding protein PICBP-like. Gene Ontology annotation, molecular function: calmodulin binding. Lineage: Eukaryota; Viridiplantae; Streptophyta; Magnoliopsida; Asterales; Asteraceae. The transcript is spliced from 3 exons. The coding region runs from base 157 to 1758 and encodes 533 amino acids. The record is from RefSeq and is a predicted model, not a curated record.
UAUUCAAACCGGCGUCAUCAAAUCAAUUCCACCGUCUAUUUCGGCACACCAUUUAUGAAUACCGAUCAUCUAUCACCAAACCGGCUACAAAUCGCCGUUUCUUCAACUCAUCUGUUCUUCAACUGAUUGCCACAAAUUCAUCUGGACCAUCGAGAAAUGGGGAUUAGAUCAACUUUGACCAAGGGUAAGAGAAGAACAGGGGGAAAUAAUACACCCCAACUCAAGUGUCCUUCAUCUCUUUCAUCAAAAUCCAGUUUCUGUUUCACAGCAGGAAGUAAUCAGGGGGAUAGUGAUUCAGAGGCUACCUCAUUCAGUUCAUCGGUGCAUGGGUCAACAUCAAGUCGAACUUCCUCUACCGUUAGAUAUAGCAGUGCUAUCAAAGGAGGAAAGCAUCAAAGUAAAACACUUGAUACGUCGAAUUCACAGAAAGUCACUGGUUAUGGGAGCAUCACGCCAGCCGCUGCAUUUCGGAUUGAACCAUCAGAUGCAUCACCUGAUCUCCAGAAAUCCCGGCAAAAGUUCACGCGAUCGGGUAGUUUGAAAUCCUUAAAAAUAUUAAGAAAAAAGAACACUUCAUCGUCUGAAUCGAAGAAACCUUCAACUGUCAAUGAUUUGCACUCAAAGAAAGCUACAUUUUCUUCUAUUCUAAAGGACUCAAAGUUCCCCGAGCAGGUUGAACUUGAGCCUCAGGUGGGUGUAAAAGAAUCUGAAGAAGUACUCUCAGCCGCUAAACUCUGUUCAUACGAGCAUUGUUCCCUUCAUGGUAAUCAUUAUCAUCAUGAGACGCCACUUAAACGGUUUUCAUAUCUAAGGCAUCGUUCUUCAAAGGAUCGAAAAAGCAUUAGUCCUCAAGUUCGAGCCACAGAUAAACAUCCCGCUAAGAAAAAAGAAGCUAAGGUAGCCAAAAAGGUUUCUAACGAAUACGGGAAGGAAAAAGAAGUUGAUUUUUCUAUAGAGUUCUACGCAAAAACGAGACCCGAGCCUAGUUCUGAACCAAACUGCAGUCGAGAUGACGUGCACCUGGCUGAUAUUAUGUUUGGUGUUAAUGGUGAUGAUCAAAAUGAUGUUCGAAACCGAAACCUUCAGAUGGACGAUCAAGAUCGGCUUGCUGACGUUAAAAGUAAGAAACUGAGUUUCAACAAUGACAUUCAAAUGAGUAUGUGGCGAUUAAUUCAUCGGCAUAUGGAGUCUGGUCUUAUAGAGCAACAACUACAAGAAGAAAAACAAUCUUGUUUAGACGACGAUGAUGUUAUGAAUCAAGGAAAGGAAACCCAAAAGACGUUUGCAGUCAAGAUUGUACGAGAAGCGGUUGAGAAGAUUCUUCUUCCAGAAGAAGACGGUUCAGAAAAGAAUCAAGGGGAUGAUGAUCAAACAGAUCCGAAUCAGACAGCUAACGAUCUGUUUGGUACCAAAAAGGAUAAACCAAACGAGUGGAAUCAUGUAAAGGAAGUUGUACUUAUGAGGAGGUUUAUUACAGAACUAGAAAAGGCGAAGAAGACACUAGAUCCCGACAAGCGAGGACAUGUUCCAUUAGUACCUGAACCAGAACCAGAACCAGAACCAGAACCAGAAGCGGAGACUGUGUCUUUAAGGAGUCAAACAAGCGUUGAGAAGAAAAACUCGAAUGAAUGGAUGCUUGAUUAUGCUCUUCAACAGGUUGUUGCUGAACUAGCUCCAACUCAGAAAAGGAAGGUUGCUUUGCUUGUUAAAUCUUUUGAAAUGAUCACUCCAAAACUCGCGAAAGAAGUAGCAAUAUGAAUCCGUAAGUCAGUUUUUCUGCGUGUUCAAGUAUAUCUUGGGUUCAAGUAAUUUGACUCGGUUUUGUACGAGCGAUUUUAGGUGUUUGCAGACUAAAUUAUACAACUAAGCUGAGCGUAAACAUAAUACAUGUACUGCAUCCGUAUACUUUUGUAGUCUCAUCAAUAUGAUACGUAUGUUUUCGCAAUACAAAGCAAUGUUUUUCAGUCGUU